AUGUUGGGUGCAGUAUCUGGGUCUGUGCAAGCUUCAGAUAGACUUAUGAAAGAGCUCAGGGACAUAUACAGAUCACAGAGUUAUAAAGCAGGGAUUUAUUCAGUGGAACUGAUAAAUGACAGUUUAUAUGACUGGCAUGUUAAACUGCAGAAGGUUGAUCCUGAUAGUCCUUUGCACAGUGAUCUUCAGAUCUUAAAAGAAAAAGAAGGCAUAGAAUAUAUUUUGCUUAACUUCUCUUUUAAGGAUAACUUUCCAUUUGAUCCUCCGUUUGUUCGAGUGGUGUUACCUGUUCUCUCAGGAGGGUAUGUGUUGGGCGGUGGAGCACUAUGUAUGGAACUUCUCACAAAACAGGGCUGGAGCAGUGCCUACUCAAUAGAGUCAGUUAUCAUGCAAAUCAAUGCCACGUUAGUCAAAGGCAAAGCCAGAGUGCAGUUUGGAGCAAAUAAGAAUCAAUAUAAUCUAGCAAGAGCCCAACAAUCCUAUAAUUCCAUUGUACAGAUACAUGAGAAAAAUGGCUGGUACACCCCUCCAAAGGAAGAUGGCUAAAUAUGUUGACUGCCGUAUGUUUGGACCAAUGUUGCUUUAAAGAAAAUCUUUCCAACAUGCAGACACAAGCUUUGAGUGCCCCUAUAACAGCAGUACCGAAGACGUUAGCUAAUAGAUAUUUUAGUGGAUAAUCUGUCAAUUGACAUCCAGUAUGAGUUACAGCCUUUUCAUUUUGCUCAUUUACAUAUCUUGGACUGAGCAGUGGGGCCUUUACUGUAUUUUUUGUGAUAAAUACACUUACUGGCCACUCAUGAUCUCUUUUUCUUGAAAAAUCUGUCAAGCAGACAGGUCAGCAUCAGGUUACAGAAGUUGCAACUCUGGUAACUUUCCCAUAUUGAGCUCAUGUGUUAUGAAGACUUGCAAUAUACUGUUCCAUUUAGAGCCAAUAAAAGUUUAAUUGAUGUUUAAUACUGGUUUAGAAAAUUUAAGGUCUUCUAAAUAACAGUAGCUUUUUCAAGUUAAAACCAUUUUUUGAUAUUGCCAAAAUAAUGACAGGAAGCCUACUUAUUAAAUUGUUAAACUUUUUUAUGGCUAGGUGAAGAUACGAAUUGUUUCCCGAAGAUAUGCUCUUAAUUGAGUUGUAUUGUACUUUUUAGGCAAAGCAAAGCAAGGCUGUGUAAAUUAAGUAGUAAUUUCCACUGGGGCAUCAGAGUCUUGCUGGGCUGAAUCUGCUUCUUGUUGGUUCAGUAUUUCAUAUGAAGAACUGCAGUAUAGAGCUUGAAGUUAUUUAAAAUACUAAAUCAUUUUUAUUUUACGUUUCCAUUUUAUUAACGGGAUGUUGCAAUCAUUUUUAAACUAAUAAACUUGUAAAGUGAUUGGCA
Messenger RNA from Neomonachus schauinslandi (Hawaiian monk seal), 1367 nucleotides. It is a transcript of the gene UBE2Q2, whose product is annotated as ubiquitin conjugating enzyme E2 Q2. Bases 1 to 546 code for a protein of 181 amino acids. NCBI's taxonomy places the organism in Eukaryota, Metazoa, Chordata, Mammalia, Carnivora, Phocidae. The transcript has 9 exons. The record is from RefSeq and is a predicted model, not a curated record.